GCACCUUAAAGUGACUUUGUGCAGAUAUAAGUGCGCAUUCCCGCGACCGCUCAAGGUUGCGAGGUUUUUGAUUGGACGCCGAGACAGACCUAGUCACUGAAAAAAAAAGAGAAAAAAAAUGCUAGUCUAACGAGACCACGUCGAGAAUUACAGAUAAAAACUUGGCUGAAUAAGAGCAAAAGUGCACCGCUGUACACUAGGAAUCGCUAAUGUCUUCCCAUAUGAGUUUAGGCGCAGGUAAAAAUGCACACACAUUUUCCAUGUAUGACAUGCAAAAUGUACGAACGUAUUAAUACGCGACUGAAUCCACAUGGGAAGGCAUCAGCGAUUCCUAGUGUACACCUCAGCGGGAGAUGCCCAUCCUCGGUCCGCCAUCUUUCGCCUCGAUAUAAGGUCAGGGCCCUCGGCCCACUUGAGCAGGGCCUGAUCGCGUCCCUCGAUCGCGGACGGACGCUCUCCGGCGACGAUUCGUGCACGCGUUCGGCCCAUGAGCGCGACAGGCCUACCGUUUCGUCGGGACGUAUCGAACUUGUGUACAUCUGUCGUCGGGUUCGGCAAAUAGUGACCUCGCACACGACGGGCAUCGAUCCAGAAUGAGGCGUGCGCGCGCGCACGCGGUACAGUAGGCGUCAGAACAUUGAAAAAAUAUUUUAAGGUACAUAAAUGAACAGUGAUCCUUUACUGUGCUCGAUUUUAUAAUGGAGAAAGCGCAAGCCGGAACGGUGCAUAAAUCCGAGUCUAGUUCCCCGGUUACGUGUGCCAGUAAAACUGAUACCAAUGAACUGUCGAAAGAGAAAGAGGAAGAGUUGUUAUACGGCGCUGAAGAAGGGGACGAUGAGGAUGCGCUGUCCGAUGACAGUUUGCGCUUGAGAUUAUCUGACGAUGAGGACGCUGAGCAAGAGAAUGCUACGACAAAUGACACAAAUAUUGCGAAAUUGAAGUCACAAAGUGAAACAACUGAACGGCCGAUGUUAGAUCCGAUCGCAGGGAAAACAUUGUGCUCUGAUCUUCAGAAGACUGUGGAAGACAAUCCCAAGUCUGAUAGUGAAGAGUCAGCGCAGAAGGAACAUGAUACAGCAGUCAAGGCCCUAGAAAAUUCAACUUUAUCCUUAAACGAAUAUACAUCCGAGAGCGAACGAAUACAAGAUAACACGUGUAACUCGGAAAAUACCAAUGUGACUCUUGAUGAAUCCAAUAAAGACUGUGCGUUCAACUCUAGCAAAGAUUUAAAAAUGACUGGUGUAAGCAACGCGUGUUCAAGUGGGGUAUUGAAGGAACAUGCCAAGUUAAAAAGUGAUGAUUCGUGUACACAGAAUUGCACACACACGAGUAAUGUAGAACCAACAGUUCACAGCGAAGAAAAUCUAAAGGAGGCAGCCAGCGACAGUGAAAAGAUCACUUUGGCAGACACCCGUGAACUAAAUAAAUUAGACAAUGUAAACAGUAAUGUUUCUUCUACAGAUUCCACUAAUGCUAAGAUAUGCAAGGUCGAAAAAUUGUUUACAACCGUGAUCGUUUCUAACAGUGACGAUGAUAAAUUGGGAGACAAACAUGUGAAAAAUAACAAUCACUCUUUGAAACGUUCGCAAGUCGAUUUUAAUAAUCCCGCAGAUUACGUGAAUUUAGUCAAAUCCGACAUUUCGAAGGAUUUAUUUAAAGAUACUGUCACAUGUAAAAGUAAUAACAAGACUCUGGAGCUUGUGGAUAUAACAGAAGAUAAAGUUGAGUCAAAUAUAUCGAAAUUCGUGGAAAACGUAACGAAUACUUCGUCGAUACAAAACCAAAGUGAUUCAUCCAGUGUUAAGGACAACGCAGAAGUAACAAGCGAGGACCGUGUUGCGAAUCAAUCUGUAACGCAAACUGUAGAUAAUAAUUUAAGAUUACAAAAUAUUUCAUUGGUAUCUAACGAUACGGAUCAUUCUAAUAAUGAGAAGGAAACGAGUGACGUUGGUGCGGCCGUUCUAAGGAAAAGAAUUAAAAGAACAACCGUUACAAAACAAAGUGGCACUGAGGAAGAUAAACAAGAGGAAAAGGAGCCCGGCCGGCAAAAGCGGAAGACGGCUAGAAACGCCGAAGAGAUAAUCAGGAAAAAGUAUCUUGUUAGCGACAGUGAUUCUAGCGACAGUUCGGAACAAUUUGUGACACUAAACAAAGUGAGUCAGAAUAUACAUCCUGUGUCACCAUCUCCAUUGAAACGUUAUUGUUCGGAAAACGAAGUUUUUAAUGGUAAUACGAAGAAAGCGAAGAUGACUACCGAGGAGAAAAAGGAUGUUGCGCAAUUAUCCUUCAUUGAGAAAUUUUUUCGGCGGGAUUUCAAAGAGAGAUUACCACGACUUACGCAGGAGGAACUGGAGGAGCUUCUGAUUCAAAAGAUUGUCGAAACAAUUGCGAUGCGCAGCGAAAUUGGACAGCUCAGAGAACAAGCUCGCAUAUCAGAGAGAUAUCAAGAGACGACACGUGUAAAGAUGCAACAGCUGAUAAAGCAAGUGAAGGAUUUUGAGAUGGUCCUGAACCGUAACGCGAUAGACCGCCGUGCGAAUCCUGAUAAAACUGUCGCGCCAAUAAAAAUAAACAGAUCUGUAGGCUUGCAAGUCAGCUUUAUAACGGAACACGGAAUGCAGAACCUACGGCAAACUGCGAAUGUCAAACCUACGGCGAACACCGCGAACAGCACCGACACUUCAACUACCGAGACGAUUAACAACGCAACAAGCCCGAGACGCGUUGGAAUUAAAGUAAGAUCGCCCCGGCCCGUGGUGACAGUGUCUGCCCCUGUGAUUACGCAGACUCAUCCAGUUCAAACGGCGCCUGUUCUUUCCACCGUGACGCCCGCAGCUUUGGUUGUUGCUAAACCUGUGGAAUCCUCACACCCGCUAACGCUGCCCAACCAGUCUACCAAUAUACAGCCGAUCUUACCUGCUCCACAACAGCAGAUUCAGUCGCAGUCACAUCAGACUAUUGUCCUAAACGGCAAGAUACAGAAUCAAGUAAAUCGUCCGCCACUGAUAGCUCCGAAACCAAGAAAUAACGAUCUUAUUGACCUGACGGACGAGGAAGAAAAAAAUAAAUCCAAAAUUACAACUGCAACCGCAGCAUCUAUAAUUGAGCAGCAGUUGAAUGUAACGUCAAAACCUGCGCAAUCUUUCCCAAGGGUAUUACAAGCGAUACCGGCGAACGUAGCAAUUGCGGCGCAACCGACUAGUAUAAAAGUGAUAACGACUAAUCAACAGCCAACAUCAACUGCUCUCGUCAAUAAUGUGAAUCCGCCCAGACUAGCGUAUGUGAUGCAAAGUGGCACGGGCUCGCCAAGACAAGUACUGAUAGCAAACUCCAAUCAGCAAGUACAGAUACGACCAGUAAAUGCGCCAAGAUCAUCUUUUUCCACUGUUACUUACAAGACAGGAGUGCCAACACUCACAAAUGGUGCUGUGCGCGUAUUAACCACGCCGGUUUUACCAAAAAUACAGAUAAGUAAGCAUCCAGCACCACUGCCAGACAUUCCAAAUUACGCAGCAACACCUGGCUGGAAAUUUCCACCGCCAGCACCAUCGUUGAAGAUUUCCAAAGUGUCAAAUGGCAUAGUGUUAUCCUGGAACAUGAAUCUAACUGAUAAAUUUGCGGAUAUCGCCAGUUAUCAAUUGUACGCGUAUCAGGAAGUCGCUGGCGUGAGUCCUAGCACUUCGCUGUGGAAGAAAGUGGGGGAUGUGCGCGCACUUCCGCUUCCUAUGGCGUGUACUUUGACUCAGUUUUCCGAGGGUAAUAAUUAUUAUUUUGCGGUCAGAGCGGUUGACACGCAUUCUAGAAAAGGACAGUAUAGUAUACCUGGCAAUAUCUCUCUGUAAAGGAGUAACAUCAAGUUUUGAGAUCUCUAUUGCUUCUGUUUGCCUUUUAUUACUUUUUACUUCUGCGUUCAACGCGUAAUUGUGAUAAAAAUAGUAUGUAGAUAACGUCUCACAUUAACACAGUAUAUUACAAUGGAUCUGAUUCAACGGUUCAUUUAGCUACUGUCCAUCUUUUGGACUAUUAAAUAAAUGCGAUAAUUACUCCAGUUUAUACUACACCUAUAAUAUAACACAAAUGCUUCCAAUGGCACACACUAAUUUAUUGUACAUAUAAUUCCCAAUUUGAUAAUAGAUGUCUUGUUUCUUUUUAUUAAUUUCUUUUAACAGGCGAAUUUUCAUACAUUCUUUUGGAGCAAAGUAUUGAUCGAUUGCAACUGUAAUUGUUUAUUUCUUAAAGUAAUUUUUAUUAUAAAUUCAUGAAAUUAUUUCAACGUUUUUACCUUCUAAUUUCUAUUAUUUAUAAACAUUUAAUAAACCGUCAUACAGUGCAUAAGAUGGAGAGAAUUCUAGUCAGAUUUCAUACAAAAUUCAAAUAUACGUAAUAUUCUUCAAAGACUGGUUUUGCAGGACGGAUAUUAUUAUUCGAGCCCAAUUAAAGGUUCUAAGGCGAACGACAUGCUGUUUGAUUGUCUGCGUCGAGUGUCACUGAACGCUAAACGAGAGAUAGCAAUAAUCAGCGAUAGACAGACAUAACACUCGUAGCACAAAGUGGGAAAUGUUUUGUACAUUAAGUAUUUCUUGGUAAAAUCUUACUCGUAUGUAUAAUUAUCGGAUAAUUUAUUAUUCAUAAUAAUGUUAAACUAAAAGCAAAUAGUUUAACAAUCUAUGAUACGUUAUGUAUAGGGUAUUUCAUCUUAACGAAAUAUCUCUUAAACUUGAUGUCGUACAGAAAAAUCUUUCAGACAAAAAUGGUCUAGAUAAUUAAUGGUAAAAUGGAUGGUAAAUAAUUUUCGAAAAGAAUUCAUUUUUUAAAGUCACACGAAGGUCAUUACCAUCCUUUAAACAUUUUUUAACACACACGCGCACGCACAGUUAUUAUUUAAUUAUUUUUAUGAACAAAAUAUGUAACAAUUGUAUAUAUACAGUAUUAUUAUUCGUUACAUUUUCAUACAACAUUUUAAUAUAACAUAUUCUUGUGUAAUUUCCCGACGUGUUUCUGUUAAGAUAAUUUAUCUGUAAUAAAGAAAAGUUCUCCA
Vollenhovia emeryi is the source of this 5038-nucleotide messenger RNA. RefSeq names its product activating transcription factor 7-interacting protein 1 (gene wde). The record is from RefSeq and is a predicted model, not a curated record. The coding region runs from base 699 to 3842 and encodes 1047 amino acids. Gene Ontology annotation, biological process: regulation of DNA-templated transcription. The transcript is spliced from 15 exons. Lineage: Eukaryota; Metazoa; Arthropoda; Insecta; Hymenoptera; Formicidae. Gene Ontology annotation, molecular function: transcription coregulator activity; protein binding. Gene Ontology annotation, cellular component: nucleus; transcription regulator complex.